UUAACUGCAGAAAAGACGGUGGGGGGAGAGCGAGGGUAAUAAAAUUACAGUGCCUUCCUUUUAUAACGAGCAAUCGAAGCCCUGCUAUCUUUACGAGAUAAGAAGAGGAUAACUUCGGUUUGUUAACACCACAAUUCAUUAUUACAGCAAACAAACUUCUCCAGCCGUAACUUCCCCCGGUUGUGCCGCUUCGGAGCCGGCACCUGCGCGGCCCCGCGCUGCGCAGAAAGGUGCCUGGGGGCCCGGCGCGGCCACUCGUGAACCCUCCCGGGAAUCCGCUCCGCCUCACCCGGGCCGCUGGUGGCUGACGGCCUGAUUCGUUAAGGGCAGUGGUUAUCCGAAAAGCACAAGAACGGAGCUGUGCAACAAGAGAGGAUGUUUCAGCCAGACCGCCUAAAAUUUUGGUUUACAUCGGAAAGCCUUAAAUCAUGAACUUUCUAAACUUUUCAACAAGAUGUGGGAUAUGGAUGUUAACCGCCUUAUGCCUGGGAGAGACUACACAAUUGAUUUGCAGGGCAAAGCAGGUGCUGCACAGCAAGGCGACAGUGCUGUCCAGGACAGUGCAAGCAGACGUUUGUUUCACAGCGUAAAUGAAGAGCGCCUGAAGAGCAUAAAAACUUUUGCAACCUUUAUUUCCUUAUUGGACAACUAUGAGACAUCAACUGGUGUAGCAGAAGUAGUGACUCCAGAAGAAAUAGUUGAAAACAAUUGCUUUCUUGAUGCUAUCUUAGAGACAGAAGUCAUGAAACUAGCUCAUGAAUAUCUGCUUAAAAAAAACCUCGCAAAGCCAAAUCUUGCAGAUUUCAAAUAUCAGCUCUAUGACAUCUGGUUCCAGCUCUAUGCCAGGAAAGAAGGAGACAGACCUGAUUCUUGUGGUUUUGAACAUGUUUUUGUUGGAGAAACAAGGCGUGGUAAACAGAUCUUAGGUUUGCACAACUGGGUGCAAUUUUACCGUCAGGAAAAGCACAACCAAAUUGACUACAAGGGAUAUGUCACUCGGAAGAACAAAACCAGGCCUGACAAAGAUGACCAAGUUUUAAGCAUCCAAUUCAGCUGGAAGGGCUCGGUCAAGCCAAUUGGAAGCACCUUUAUUGGUGUCAGCCCAGAGUUUGAAUUUGCCCUUUACACCGUCAUUUUCCUGCUGGCUGAAGAAAGAGUCACACGUGAAACAGUGAAGAUAGAGGAAUAUGAGCUACAGAUGGUUGUUUGCCGCCAUGGGCGCCACAUUGGAACAGCAUAUCCAGUACUCCUCAGCACCAGUAGCGAAGACUAGUAUUGGAGUGAUCGGGCAAUAUUUCUUUGGGGGGGACACGGAUGGACAGACACACACACACACAGAAAACCGGGUGGCGGAGUAAGUUGAUGUGCUGUUCCAUACAACUCAUUUUGAGUAAAAAUUAGUGACUCGC
Messenger RNA from Tyto alba (common barn owl), 1409 nucleotides. Its product is annotated as poly(U)-specific endoribonuclease. The coding region runs from base 455 to 1273 and encodes 272 amino acids. The transcript has 7 exons. The record is from RefSeq and is a predicted model, not a curated record. NCBI's taxonomy places the organism in Eukaryota, Metazoa, Chordata, Aves, Strigiformes, Tytonidae. Gene Ontology annotation, molecular function: RNA endonuclease activity.